AUCUUCAAUUUCGACCUUGCAGUGGAUGUUGGCUGUGGCCCUGGCAUAAGUACAAGCCCUCUCGCUCCAUACUUCAAGGAAGUGCACGGAUAUGACGUAUCCGAAGCACAAAUCAAUGAAGCGAGAGCAUUAAACACAUUUAACAAUGUUUACUUUUGGUAAGGUGACUUAUGUCACCAGCUGAGAAAAUCCUGAAAAAGAUGAGUCUGUGCAGCUGAUUACAGUAAUGCAGGCUGUUCACUGGUUUGACUUGGAUUCAUUCUACAAGGAAGUAAGAAGAGUCCUAAUGCCGCAUGGUGUGUUGGCACUGGGCAGUUACCUCAUUCCGAAGCCUGUCAGCAAGGACCAGAAGAAGAUGGACAAUAUAAUACAGAACGAAAUUUACAUGGGUGAAUUGAACAACUACUGGGAACCAGUUAGAGCAGUCAUCGACAACCUCUAUAGAGACAUCCCUCCAGCUUUCGAAGACCAUGUUCGGAUAGAGUAUAUCGAGGACUGCAAGGUCAGAACAGUUGCAGAUUACGUGAACUACGUGAAGACUUGGUCGGCAUAUCAGCUUUACCUAAAAAAGCAACCUGUAGAAGCAGAAGCACUGUCUCGCAAGCUGACGUCCAUAUUGAUGGAAGAUGCUGGUAAGGUUGGAGAAGAUCCCACGAAGACAAACCUUGAAGUUAGGACUCAAUUUUUUACGGUUUUGGCGAGGAAGCCAGGAUCUUAAACGGUAAUUCGAGCUUAAUUGUCAAGUCUGUGCGUGAAGUACUGGUAUAUAUAU
Molecule: messenger RNA, 772 nt
Organism: Rhipicephalus microplus (southern cattle tick)
Lineage: Eukaryota; Metazoa; Arthropoda; Arachnida; Ixodida; Ixodidae
Product: putative methyltransferase DDB_G0268948
Molecular function (GO): S-adenosylmethionine-dependent methyltransferase activity
Source: RefSeq, a predicted model, not a curated record